Molecule: messenger RNA, 810 nt
Organism: Chenopodium quinoa (quinoa)
Lineage: Eukaryota; Viridiplantae; Streptophyta; Magnoliopsida; Caryophyllales; Amaranthaceae
Exons: 1
Coding region: 1-810 (269 amino acids)
Source: RefSeq, a predicted model, not a curated record
AUGCUAAGGGAGGCCAUGAAAUGGAAGGUGAGUGACUUCAUUGAUGCGCAAACUUCUACUUGGAAGGCUGGGAAAGUUAGGGAAUGCUUUGAGUGGGAUAGUGCAAAGUCCAUCCUUUCCGUGGAACUCCCAUCGAGUUUAGAUGAUGAUUACAUCUAUUGGAAACAUCAUCCUUCAGGGAAUUAUACGGUGAAAACAGGUUACUACAGGUGCUCGAAAGAUCAAGGAGGUGAGGGAGUUAAUCUCACCCUGAUUGAUCAAGGAUUUGUUAAGAUCCUGUGGAGGUUGAAUAUUCAGCCUAAAUGGAAGAUUUUCAUAUGGAGAUUAUUCCAUGACGCCAUGGCAAUCAAAACAAAUUUAGCAAGAAGAGGGAUUCAUAUGGAUGAGACGUGUGACUUCUGUGGAGAGGAAAUAGAAGAUUGCCAACAUCUUUUCCGUCUCUGUUGUCUAGCAAAGGACGUUUGGGGAAAUGACCCCCUAACUAUUUGCUCUGAGUUUCCUGGGUCCGACUCAAUGAGAGUUUGGAUUCAGCACUAUAUCAUGCUUUUCUAUAGCGAGGAUGGUAAGCGGAGUGCUCGUAUCCCGAUGUUUUUAGCUACCUUGUGGGGGCUUUGGAAAGCUAGGAAUGAAGAGGUCUUCAGAAAUGUGGGUAGAAGUCCAGGUCUAGUUAUGGCACUGAUUAACAAGGCUCUACAGGAGCAUGAGUCUUUUACCUAUGUGACAGCGAGAGAAACUCCUCUGGACACAGGCACUUGGGAUGACCCUUGUUUCCCUCCGGGGGUUCUACCAUGUUCAACUUGGAACAAAUGA